Messenger RNA from Pelmatolapia mariae (spotted tilapia), 1438 nucleotides. RefSeq lists its product as uncharacterized. Bases 107 to 1438 code for a protein of 443 amino acids. The transcript has 11 exons. The record is from RefSeq and is a predicted model, not a curated record. NCBI's taxonomy places the organism in Eukaryota, Metazoa, Chordata, Actinopteri, Cichliformes, Cichlidae.
GAACAGUGCCUCACACUAAGCUGCUUCACAAACACUGAAGAAUGAUUUUCCAUCAGCAGUGAUUCCAGGUGUUCAGAUUUUACAUGAAUUAUUGAAGGUGGUAACAAUGAUGACUAAGGAGCUGCUCGCUGAAACACUGAACCAGUUGAGUCCAGAGGACUUUGCUGAGUUCAAGUCACACAUUGAAGAGCAGAAAGAUUUCCCACUCAUCUCAAAGAGGCGAGUAAAGGUUGCAAACGUGCAGGAUGUAGUGGAGCUGAUAGAGAAGAUCUGCAGGCGAGACCGUGUUUCGGUGACCAGAAAGGCUUUAAUGAAGAUUAACAGGAUGGCUGGAGAACAGAGAUUAUCAGACAAACAGUUUCCUCCACUGAGCCAGAGAGUAGAAACAAUGAAGUCUGUUAUGAAGCUGCUUUUGGUAACGCUGGCUGAUUUGAGUGACAGCGAGUUAAAGGACCUCGAGCAGAUGCUGAAAAUGAAAUGUGAGUCUGUCUUACAAUUUGUGGAGAGAGACACUGACUUGCAGGACACGGUGUUUAUAGUGUUUAUAGUGGUCCAAAUGUUCGGCUAUCAGUCAGUGGAGGAGGUCAUGGAGGUUUUAAAGGAGAUGAAGAGGACAGAUCUGGCUCAAAGGCUGGCAGACGGCAGCUCAGAAACCAAAAAAAAGCGCAUGGAUGAAAAUCUGUCUCCACUGAUUCACAAAGUUGCAACAAUGGCAGCUGUUACAGAUCUGCUUCUAGAAACACUGGAGGAUUUGAGUGAACGGGAUCUCAUGGAGUUCAAGUGGUUCCUGCAGUUCACUCGUUUUCAGAAGAGUCUUCCACAAAUCCUACUGAGAACGGACACAAAAGAAAUAGUGAUUCUGAUGAUUGAGACAUGGGGUCAGCAGUCUGUGGAGGUGAUCAUUGAGGUUUUCAGGGACAUGAAGAGAGCUGAUCUGGUGCAGAGGCUGUCAGAGAGCAGCUCAGGAUUCAACGAGAAACAUGAUGAACGUUGCCCUGCACUGAUCCAGAAAAUAGAAAUGAUGGAGUUUGUAAUUGAGCUGCUUCUGGAAACCCUGGCUUGUCUGAAUGUCUGGGAGCUCAAUGACUUCAAGGAGAUCCUGCAUCAAAUUCAUUGUCAAAAAAAUUACUCAUACAUCCGAUGGAUGCUGUACAUGACGACAGACCUGCAAGAUACAGUGUUUUUCAUGGUGCAGAUUUACGGUUACCAGUCAGUGGAGAAGACUAUUGAGGGUUUAAAGGAGAUGAAGAGGACUGAUCUUUCUCAGAGGCUGUCAGACUGCAGCUCACUGCCUAGAAAGAAACACUCUGUGGAUGAACGACGCUCUGCACUGAUCCACAAAGUGGCAACAAUGGCAGCUGUUAAACAUCUGCUUUUAGAAACUUUGAAGGAUUUGAACAACACUGAGCUCAAGAAAUUUAAGAGUCUGUGGAGGUGA